AUGCUGAAAAGAGCAGCUGGUGAAAUUUUGAGGAAGAGCGCAGACGAUGUGGUUGUGCUGUCGGCAGUGCGAAGCCCUAUUGCCCGGGCGUUCAAGGGCGGAUUCAAGGAUUCAUACCCCGAAGAGAUCCUGAUGCCAGUUAUGCAAACCGCCGUUCAACGUGCCAACAUUGAGCCGGACCAAGUCAACGACGUCCUAAUUGGAAACGUGUUAGCCGAGCUGGGAUUCGCCAAAACAGGACGCAUGGCUCUCAAUGCUGCGGGAUUUCCAAAUUCCACAACAUUCCACACAAAUAACAGACAGUGCUCGAGUAGUCUGCAGGCAAUCACGCACAUAUCUCAUGCCAUUUUAGCUGGUCAGAUUGAUGUCGGGCUUGGGGGCGGGGUUGAAAGUAUGACCCGCAACUAUGCCACUCGUGGCAUUCCCGUCGAUAUUUCUCCUACACUGAAAGAGUCGGUGAAAGAUGCCCGGGAUUGUAUUUUACCUAUGCUGAAGACAUCUGAGAAUGUUGCCGAGCGUUACAAUAUCUCGCGUCGGGAGCAGGAUGAAUUUGCGGCAGAGAGUCAACGGCGGGCGAGUGAAGCACAGCGCUCUGGUAAAUUUGUUGAUGAGAUUGUGCCAAUUACAACCCGGUUAAUUAGCGAGGGCAUUGAUGAACAUACCAUUCAGGUGAUAGAGAGUGAUGAAGGUAUUCGCCAUAAUGUCACGGCGGACAAACUGUCGACUCUCAAGCCUGUUCUUGAGAAUGGAUUCAGCACGGCAGGGAACUCAUCCCAAAUCUCCGACGGAGCAUCCAGCACCAUUAUAGCCCGUCGAUCGUGGGCUGAGAUGCACGGCCUGAAGCCAAUUGCCCGAUUUGCUGGCACCCAGGUAGCAGGAUGUGCACCUGAUGAGAUGGGAAUCGGACCUAUCUAUGCUAUUCAGGCGCUGUACAAGUACCUGGGCAUUGAGAAGAAGGAUGUCGACAUUUUCGAAAUGAAUGAGGCGUUCGCCAGCCAAUCUAUCUAUUGCAUCCGCGAGCUAGGUCUGGACAUGGACAAAGUCAACCCUAAUGGAGGUGCGAUUGCCCUCGGACAUCCUGUGGGCGCCACUGGAGCAAGGCAGACUGCUACUCUUUUGGCCGAGUUGAGAAGGCAGGAUAAGGAGAUUGGCAUUGUGAGCAUGUGCGCCAGGUGA
This is a messenger RNA of Penicillium riverlandense, 1176 nucleotides long. RefSeq names its product thiolase family protein. Bases 1 to 1176 code for a protein of 391 amino acids. Gene Ontology annotation, biological process: fatty acid beta-oxidation; phenylacetate catabolic process. Gene Ontology annotation, cellular component: peroxisome. Gene Ontology annotation, molecular function: acetyl-CoA C-acyltransferase activity. The transcript has 3 exons. The record is from RefSeq and is a predicted model, not a curated record. Lineage: Eukaryota; Fungi; Ascomycota; Eurotiomycetes; Eurotiales; Aspergillaceae.